UGGGACUAGCAGCUCAGAAUAAGAAGAAAAAUGGUACAGGCUGCAUCUUUUUGUCUGCUACUGCUAUCAGGAACCUUUGAUAUCUCUUCUUCUUUGACUUACUACCAUGUGAGUGCAUCUAUGACCUGGCAAAAAGCUCAGACCUACUGUAGAUCAAAUCAUAUUGACCUGGCUACAGUGGACAGCAUGGCAACUGUAAAUGUAUUGAAUAAAAGUUACCAAUCAAUGAUUCCUGCAAAUGGUUCUAUGUGGAUUGGACUCAAAAGGAGCUGGUCCUGGUCUACCGGAGAAUCUCUCAAUUACACUCUCUGGACAACAGGCCAACCAAAUGCAAGCAAUUCAGAAGCAGCAUGUGGACUGUUCGAUUCUAAGGGAUGGAGUAACUACUACUGUUCAAACAAAUUUGGCUUCUACUGCUUCGAUGAAGACUCUUCUAAUGCUAGCAAAACGUACAUAUUAAUCACAGUAUCGAAGACUUGGAAAGAUGCCCAGACUUACUGCAAACAAUACCACACAGAUCUAGCCAUCAUCAACAACAGUGAAGACAGUGCAGCUUUUCCUGUUAAUGCAGCAUAUGUAUGGAUUGGUCUGAUCUCCUCAUACUGGUCUGAUGGAGGGUUUUCAAGCUUCCGGUACUGGGCACAGGAUAAUUCCGAGUCAUCUCUUGAUGAUACAUGUACUGCUAUGGAUAAUCAUGGGAAAUGGAUCAGUAAACAAUGCAACCUCAAAAUGUCAUUCAUUUGCUAUGGAGGUGAGAGUUAA
Messenger RNA from Silurus meridionalis, 762 nucleotides. Its product is annotated as macrophage mannose receptor 1-like. The transcript is spliced from 3 exons. NCBI's taxonomy places the organism in Eukaryota, Metazoa, Chordata, Actinopteri, Siluriformes, Siluridae. Bases 31 to 762 code for a protein of 243 amino acids. The record is from RefSeq and is a predicted model, not a curated record.